Adineta steineri is the source of this 5817-nucleotide messenger RNA. The record is from the annotation of a GenBank genome assembly. NCBI's taxonomy places the organism in Eukaryota, Metazoa, Rotifera, Eurotatoria, Adinetida, Adinetidae.
AUGAAUGACAAAAGUAAACAACUUUUUACAUUUAUUGAAAGCACUUAUGAAACACAGGAACAACUUGAUCGUAUUUUAUACGUUGAGAAACGUGAUGCUCAUCUUUUUGAUCUUGCUCAAGGUCUUGUCUUUCGAUGUCAUAUUAUUUACUAUAAACAAAUCUCUUCAAAUGAUAUUCUUUCCGAUAAAGAUAUAAUUAUCUUCAAUUUUCAUCAUGCUUUCUUUGAUUAUCCAUCCAUGCACAUAUUUCUUCAUGAUCUCGAUCAAGCCUACAAAACAGGUCAGCUAACAACUAAUAAUGACACCACUCUACGUUAUGUCGAUUAUGCUGUUAUUGAACAACAAAUGUCAAUGACUGGUGCAAGCAUGUUUUGGCUUGAUACUCUGCAUGAUUGUAAACUCGAUCAAUCUUUAUCAUUACCAUUUGAUCGAUAUCGUCUCUCUAACAAACAUCGAACUGGUCAUACAACAUCUAUUUCAUUUGAUUUUGGUCAAGAUCUCUCACAUGACUUCCUUACUCACGUAUCAUUAAAUAACAUAUCACUUGAACAUCUCAUAUUUGCUAUUUAUUUCAUCUUUCUAUUUAAAUUAACUAAUGGACAAACAGAUCUAUGUCUGGCGAUGAACAUCAGUAAUAAUCGAUAUAGAGAUGAACUCAAAUCAAUCAUUGGGCUGUUUGAGAAUGUCAUUCCAUUACGAUGUCAGUUAGAUCCUCAUUGGUGUUUUCAUCAACUACUCGAGCAUGUUCAAGAGAUAACAACAAAUAGUAUGAAGUAUUCAUAUUUUCCUCUUCAACGUAUUCUUGAUCAACAUCCACAUAUUUCAAAACAUGCAUUUUUGGAUACAUCUUUAGAAUUUUUAUCAUGUGCUAAAAACAAUGACAACAAUGCAACAAUGAUUGGUGAUUCUCAAUUUGUUGCAGCAACUUUCUUAUUCAACGAUAAUGAAGAUGAAACACUAAGUGUAUCCGACUUCUCUCUUUCAUUUCAUCAUGAUAUGAACAUGAAUCAACUAUCAUGCACAAUUAAUGCAUCACUUGACCUGUUCAAUAGAGAAACAGUGGAAAAGAUUUCACAACGAUUUCAUUUCAUCUUGCAUCAAUUAUCUGCAUCCAUUAUUGAUAAUCAAAUAAACAAACCUAUUUAUGAAUUAUCGUUAACAUUAUCAAAUGAACAAUAUCUAAUACAAUCAUUGAAUAAUACGCAAACAACAUUUUUAUCUCCUCUCACUUGUAUUCAUCAUGAGUUUGUAUAUCAAGUCAUGAAACAUCCACAGAAACUAGCUGUUGAACUAGAUGAACAAUCAUUGACAUAUGCGGAGCUUUUUGCUUAUGUUCAGAUGUUAGCUGUUCAUCUUUUAGAUGAAUACGGUAUCAUUCCAAAUGAAGUUAUCUCGCAAUGUGUGGAACGGGGUCUAUCUAUGGUCAUUGGUAUGAUGGCAAUUGAGAUGACUGGUGGUGUAUAUUUUCCAUUGUCAUUUCGAGAUCCAGGAAAUCGUUUGCAUAUGCUUUUGCAACAAACAAAAAGUCGUCUUGUUCUUUUCCAUUAUCUGACAAAAAAUAAAUUUAACGAUAUUAUCACCACGUUAAGCAUUGAUUCUAUAUUGGUCAAUAAUAAUUCAUCUCAACAAAUUAAUAUUAAUGAAUUAUCAUCUGUUCAUGUGACUAUCGAUAGUAUAGCUUACAUUAUAUUUACUAGUGGUUCGACAGGAAUGCCAAAAGGGAUUCGAGUUCGACAUAGAAAUUUCAUUCAAUGUAUCUAUUCUUUGAUGUGCAUCGAUUCAUUUACGAACAAUGAUACAGUUAUUCAAAUGGCUAGAUGCUCAUUUGACAAUCAUAUUCAAGAAAUUAUUGGUUCAUUGAUAAUUGGAGCUACAAUAAUCAUGCUUCGUCCAAGAGGAACUGUUGAAUUGAACUAUCUUGCUGAAAUCAUGAGAAACAAACAAGUUACUUAUAUGCACUCUGUACCAAGUUUACUUGGCAACUUUUUCACUUUUCUUAAACAGAAUCAUUAUUUACAUUUCAUAAAAUACAUUAGAUCACUUUGUACUAUCGGUGAGCCAUGCUCUAUGAAGUUAGUCAACUUAAUCCUCACAGAUCUUACCCAGCAUUUUACUUUUUGGAACUGGUAUGGUUUAACAGAAACUACUGUUGCUUGCACUUUUUAUCCGGUAAACAUUAAAUUCAAUGCAGACAGUAUCCCAAUAGGACGUCCAUUGCCUAAUUAUCAACAUUUGCUUCUGGAUAAUUUCUUGCAAUGUGUCAUCAUUAAUCAAGAAGGUGAAAUAUUUAUAGGAGGUGUAGGUGUUUUUGCUGGUUAUCUUGGACGUGAUGAUUUGACACAGAGAGCUCUCAUUGAUAUCGAUGGUGAGAUAUUCUAUCGAACAGGUGAUCUUGUUCGAAUGGAUCAUAAUGGACUUCUUUAUUUUGUUGGUCGAAAAGAUUUUCAAAUCAAAUUGCGUGGACAAAGAAUUGAGCUUGGUGAAAUCGAACGAUGUUUACUUAGUAUCACAUCCAUCUCGACUUGCGUUGUCAUGAAAUGGAAAGAUGAUUAUUUAGUUGCUUAUGUUCAAUCAUCUCAUAUAAAUGAAGAACAACUACGUCAACAUUGUCAAUCUCAUCUUCCACCACAUAUGAUACCAUCAAUAUUUAUUAUACUUGAGAAAUUACCUUUGAAUCCAAAUGGAAAAAUAGAUCGAAAACAUCUACCAUCACCUGAGUUUUCAUCGUCAACUGAUAACAUUGAUGAUAAUGUGCCGCAUACUACUUUAGAAGAACAGUUACAGAAUAUAUUUAGUCAAGUCUUUCGUAUUGAAUCUCCUCAUAUUGAUGUUCCUUUUGGUCAACUUGGUGGAACGUCAUUGAGUGCUAUUCUUGCACUCUCAUUGAUUCGUCAACAGAUAUGUAAUAAGGUUGAUAUUGGUCUUUUAUUUACUAAUCCAUCUAUUCGACAAUUGGCUCAAGUAAUACAACCAUUAUUAGUUCUCGAAGAGCCACAAGAGACAGCGUCCACAGUCAAUGAAAUUCAUGAAACACAUGAUCGUCUCACACCUUCAUUUGUCAUCGAAUCUUUAGGUAUCGCACUUCUUGUUUGCCAGUGGUUGUGUCCAAUCAUGAUAAUUCAUCAAUGGUGUCCACUUCUUUUUCCUAUCUUACCAAUAUGUCAUCUUCUCUUCUAUGUCAUUUGCUCGCACCUACUAUCACCGCAAAACAUCAAAGGCGACAAUAUUUUCUCUUGGAACUAUUAUUGCUGGUGGUUUUUAGAUCGAUUAUGGAAUAAUAAUACAUUUUGGCUACAACAUAUACUUGGUACACCUUCAUACAAUUACUAUCUUCGUCUUUGCGGUGCUCGGAUUAGUGUCAAUGCACAUAUUUAUACCACAACCAUUGAUGCUCCAUGGUUGUUAGAUAUUGGUGAUGGAACUUGGAUUGCUGAUAAAACGACUCUAAACUCUUUAUAUUACAAUGAUAAUAGUACUUUUGCAUUACAUUCAAUUAAAAUUGGUUGCUAUUGUUCAAUCAGUGCCCGAUCAAUUCUUUUUGGUGGAGUUGAUAUGCAAGAUAAUAUUAUUGUUCAGCCUAUGUCAUCAGUCACUGGUUUCAUCGCAUCUCGAACGAUUAUCGAUGGUGACGAACACAAAUCGAUUUCAUCAGACAUUUCAAUCACAUGUAGUAACCGAUCAUUCUCAAUAUGGCACAAGAUCUAUCAAGUUAUUACAGUCAUCUCAUUGAUCUGUAUUCAUUGUACACUCUUAGCCAUUGUCUAUAAAGUUUAUUCAGUUGAACAAAUACCACUACCAAUUAGUAUUGCUUUUUGCUGGACUUUAUGGUCAAUUAUUGCUUGUUUUGUCACUCUCUUUCUAUUAAAAUUCGUAGUCGGCUCUUGUGCUGCUGGUGACAUAUACCCAAUUGCAUCUUGGUCAUAUUUACAUAAGGUGUGGCUUCGUCAAUUAAUUGUAUCUAGUUUUCACCAUGCCUGGUCACUAACAACUGGAUAUGAUUAUCUUUACCCUUUUAUUCUCCGUUGGUUAGGUGCUCAAGUUGAAGAUGAUGUCAAAAUCGUGGACAUAGACAUCUUCUUGUCCUAUCCAACAAAUUUAUUAAAACUUGAAACAGGCGUCACUAGUUUUGGUUACGUUUUAUUAGUUCCUACUGAGAUGACACUUGACGGUGACCAUCGUGUAGAUUGGAUAACACUCGAAUCUUAUACAAACCUUGGUAAUUUUUGUUCAAUUUUGCCGGGUAGUCAUCUUCUAUCUCAUACUAUGGUUGGCAAUUUAACACGUAUCACUCGAGAAACGAAUAGCAAUAAUGGAGAUAUUUUUAUUGGUGUUCCAGCUCGAGCCAUACCAUUUCAAAUGCCUUUUAGACAAGCAACAGAGGAUCAAAUUAAAACUAUUCCAUUUUGGAAGACAUAUUUUUCUCAUUAUUUUAAUAAAUGUCUUCUCGUAGGCAUCUAUUGGUCAUGUGGUCUUCUUGGUGGACCAAUCCUUCAUACAAUAAUUGUUUGCGGUUUAUAUCGAUGGUAUUCACAUAGUGACGAUAAAAUAAUCAAACACAUAAUAGGAAGAGUACAAGAAGAUUACCAAACUUUUAUCGGUUCAUUUCUUGGUAAUACACAAUGGUUAAUUCGGUUAUUUCGAAUAUAUGGUGCAAACAUCGGCAACAAUGUGAUUUUACCUAAUGUUUCUUCUAUUUUUGAUUACAAUCUGGUGACUAUUGGAGAUCAUGUUCAACUUAAUAUCAAUGCUAUUAUUGUGUGUCACACUUUCGAACAACGUGUUUGGAAAGUAGCUCCUGUUACAGUAGGCAACUCGUGUAUACUUAUGAGUGGGUCAAUUGUAAUGCCAGGUUGUAAAUUAAUGGGUAACAAUCGACUUUAUCCGUUUACACUCGUAAUGAAAAAUGAUUUAUUACAACCGAACACACAAUGGAAAGGACUUCCUGCACAAUCUUAUGUAGCAAAACCAAUAUUAUCUCGAUCUGUACCCGUUUGUGAUGAUGUCGUCAAAUAUCAACAGAAAUCUAACACCUUUGAUCGGCUGUCUUUGUGGUAUAAAAAAAUUUCAAGUAUCUAUACGAAUGUCAAUGAACUACAAUUUAUGAAUUGGGGUUAUGCAGAUUUGGACGAACAUAUCGAUGACAAUACUGGUUACUAUUCGAAGAAACUUUAUGAACAGGUUCUUGCUAAUGUAGCACUUCCAGAUAAAAAUAUACUCGAAGUAGGUUGUGGCAGAGGUGCUGGUGCUGCCUGGUGUGUCCAUACAUAUGCUCCUCAAUCUUAUGUUGGAAUAGAUCCUUCUCGAGAUGUCAUUAACUUAUGUGAACAAAUUUAUUCGACAAUUCCUCAACUCUCGUUUAUGAUAGCUGAUCCAAAAACUCAUUUACCAUUUCAAAAUGAGUCAAUGAAUGUAAUUCUUUCGAUUGAAACAACCAACAUUUUUGAUGAGAUAGAAGCAGUGAAGAAAUUUGUCAAUGAAAUUACUCGUGUGCUUAGUCCUAAUGGAUACUUUCUCUGGUGUGGCUUGUGUAAUGUAGAUGGUUCAAGUGUAUUGAUUGAUUAUUUAACAACAAAUGAUGCAUUUAUUAUCAAAGAGAAGGUCAAUAUUACAAGAAAUGUUCUUCAUGCACUUGACAUUCAAAGGAACUCACGUGCUGACUUUAUUGAGCGUUAUAUUCAAUCUGCAGAUCAAGAAUAUUGUAGUUUAUUAGCUGGAUUACCUGGCACUCAACUGUACGAUAAUAUGCAACAAGAACAUGCAGAAUAUUGGCGAGUUGUAUUCCACAAGAAGAUAACAAAAAAGACACCUCUUAUUUAA